AUAGAAAUCAGGAUCAGGUGAUCUGGGCGUGUGACUGCCCAUACCUAUCGGGUCGACUACAGCAGUCCCCAGUGUGACGAACUGAAUCCAAUAACCAGCCAUGCCCACGUCUGCUGUUGUGGCCAUUGUUCUGGUAUGUGCCGGGCUACACCUGGUCCGCAGCGACUGUCUGCUGCCUCUCAACCCGCCUGUUGUCAUCAAGGAGGGAGAUCGCGUCUGUGAACCCAUUCGACCUUGGCUCAAUGAAACCGAUCAAGAUUAUGGAUCUCGGUUCUUGCAUUGCUUAAAUUCUAGGUUUAUUGCUUAUCAGUGCCUGAACAAUAUGAAGUUUGAUAUAAACAUCAUACAGUGCUAUGAGGGGCCACCCAAAUGCUUCUUACAACCCCAAACCUCCACCAUACGCCCUACCUUAGGCACACAGCCCGCGUCAGCAACCACUGCAACCCCAGUUCUACAGCAGUCAACCCAACAAGUGCAACCACAACCUGCACCAUGGACAAGCACAGCCCAACCAACAACAACGGCACAACCAACCAAACCAACAACCAUGUGGCCAACCCUUAAUGCACCAGCAUCAACAACCAGGCAGCCACUAACGUCAACCCCACAACCCCCACCAACGUCAACUCCACAACCCCCACCAACGUCAACCCCACAGCCACUGCUACCAUCAGUAGCUCAAUCGCAAAAACAGCCAAUAUCUGCCUCAUCAUCUACAGAAUGUAACAAGCAGACCUGCCAGUUACCCAAUUGCUUCUGUUUUGGAGCUACGCCUGACAUGGAGCGAGAGAAAACUCCGAUGAUGGUGAUGUUGUCUUUUGACGACGCUGUUACCAACGCUUUCAAUAACGACUACUACAAGAAGCUUCUGAUCGACACCACGUACAACCUCAGCAAUCCCAACAGCUGCCCCAUUAAGGCGACAUUUUUUCUUUCCACUGACUACACGGACUUCGGCGUGGUCAAACAGCUGUACGAUAAAGGCAACGAGUUCGCUUCCCACACCAUGCAUCACAUUUUGGCAGACGGCGGCAGUUUCCAGACAUACGAGGAAGAGAUUGUGGGAGUAAGAAACUUGCUGCAACAAAACUCUCAGGUCGACCCCCUCAAGGUUGUUGGCUUCCGAGCCCCUUACCUUAAAUUAAGUAACUUGAUGUUUGAGGUACUGAAUGCUACAAAAUUUAAGUACGACGCUAGUGUUUCUAACAUGGAGAACUACAAGGGUCGAUCUCACGUCUGGCCGUACACAUACGAUUUUCCCAUACCCCCGGAGAAAUGCCCUAACGGCCCAUGUCCAACGAAAAGCUACAAAGGGUUUUGGGGCAUCCCACUCAACAGCUGGUCAGACGACAAGAGCUACUGCAGCAUGAUUGACGCCUGUGUUAUUGCAGAUCCCGCAGACGACGAGCCGACUGUCAAAGAAAAAUAUCUCAAAUAUUUCAGGAAAAAUUUCUACAACGAUUUUUAUCCUAAAAAGAUACCAAUGGAAAUCUUUACACAUUCGGCGCUUUUUCUGCGAAACCCUGGAAGCUUCCAAGCACUGUUACAAUUUAUAGAAGAGCUGACAAAAUUGAAAGAUGUUUGGUUUCUGACACCUAGUCAAGUCAUCGACUGGAUGCAGGGACCAGUUAGUCAGAAAGAUGCCAUUGAUGGCGCUAUAUUGUCUUGGAACUGCGGAACCGUCAAGCAAUAGUUUACAAUAUAUAAAUAAGAUACUACA
Messenger RNA from Physella acuta, 1720 nucleotides. RefSeq names its product chitin deacetylase 8. Gene Ontology annotation, molecular function: hydrolase activity, acting on carbon-nitrogen (but not peptide) bonds. Gene Ontology annotation, biological process: carbohydrate metabolic process. The record is from RefSeq and is a predicted model, not a curated record. NCBI's taxonomy places the organism in Eukaryota, Metazoa, Mollusca, Gastropoda, Physidae.